AUGUGCAGAGUUAUCUUACGUCCCCAAGCGCGCGAGCAGAGGGGGGUUGCCCCGUCUGCGGUCGCGGGCAACUUUGCUGACCUGCUGACGGGCUUUGACCCAGCCAGCCUGCUGGAGGCCAAGCAGGAGCCUCUGAGCCCAGAUUCAGAACUGCUGGAGACGGCAGAGGGGUUUGAGCUGCAGGAUACGGAUGCGGACCUCCUGGCCAUGUUCCAAGAGCUGGCAGAGGAGCCCGCCCCGGAGCUCGCACCCCUGGCCAUGCCAACCUCGCCCGCGGCUUCCCUCCCUGGUCCCAUGGUGCCCUUCGAGCCGGUGCAGACUCUCCCCGUCCCCGCCCGGCCCGCCAUGACCAUCUUCGAUCAACAACUGAUGUUCCAGCAGGCCAUGCUGCAGCAGCAGCAAGCAGCCAUGGCCACGGCUCAGAUUCCCGUCAAGCCUGGGUACCCCACCCUCCGCCGCGGCAAGACGCCCGAAGAGGUGGCUGCCCAGGUAGAGCGCACCAAGCAGCGCCGCAGGGAGUCUGCCCACCGCUCGCGCUCUCGCCGCAAGGACUACAUGAAGACCCUGGAGGAGGAGAACGACGCCCUGCGCGCUGAGAAUGCGGCCCUUCGCGCCAAGCUGAAGGUCCAGGGGGUGUCCCUGACCUCCUCUGUGAUGGACGCAGCCUCGAGGCAGACGUCUGGCGGAGCCGACUCGGGAUCCAGCUCCGAGGUGGCAGCCAUGCAGAUGUAG
This is a messenger RNA of Auxenochlorella protothecoides, 732 nucleotides long. RefSeq lists its product as hypothetical. Gene Ontology annotation, biological process: regulation of DNA-templated transcription. Lineage: Eukaryota; Viridiplantae; Chlorophyta; Trebouxiophyceae; Chlorellales; Chlorellaceae. Bases 1 to 732 code for a protein of 243 amino acids. Gene Ontology annotation, molecular function: DNA-binding transcription factor activity. The record is from RefSeq and is a predicted model, not a curated record. The transcript is spliced from 2 exons.